This is a messenger RNA of Chelmon rostratus (copperband butterflyfish), 1596 nucleotides long. RefSeq names its product PAXIP1 associated glutamate-rich protein 1 (gene pagr1). Lineage: Eukaryota; Metazoa; Chordata; Actinopteri; Chaetodontiformes; Chaetodontidae. Bases 221 to 1048 code for a protein of 275 amino acids. The record is from RefSeq and is a predicted model, not a curated record. The transcript has 5 exons.
CGCAGUCUAGCGGAACACUCGGUUCUUCUAAUCCAAAAUGGCGCUAUGUUUACGUCUCUACAUAACCGUUCAUUAUCCCUAGCUAGUCUCAUGGAGAGCUUUGGUGGUUUUUUUCACAACAUUUAGCUACAACACCAGUGAUCCACGAUAAACCGGACGUUCGGUAAUGUCAAUUGAAGCAUUUCCGUGGCUAUAAAGUUGACCAGCAGCAGUUGGAAGGAUGCAGGCUGAGGCCGCAAACUCGUCACUGAGCGAGGGCAUAGAGGCUCUGGGUGUGAAGGACACAGAAAAACCCGCAGCAGUCCAAGAGGAAGAGGGCAACACAGAGCAACAAGACACAGAGAUGACUGCUGCCACGGAGGAGGAUACAGCAACCAAGGAUGAAAAGGACGAAGACACAGAUGCCGCGGAAGGUGAGGCACACAAGGAUGAACCUCAGGCAGACACCGGGGUGGACGGCGAAGAGGGAAAGCAGUCUGCAGAAGUCGACGGCGAAUGGGAGCUUGCAUACAGCGACGAGGAAAUGGAGGACCCCAAAAACUGGAUGCCCCCUCCUGCUGAGAUCAAAAGACUCUACGAGCUCCUCGCUAAAGGGGAGAUGCUGGAAUUGGACUUUGUGCCCCUUCCUAGAAGGCCCCCUACACCUGAACGUACCCCCUCUCCUGAAAGAGAUGAUGAGGAAGAGGCGGCGUUGGAAAGGGAGAGGGAAGAGAGAGAGCGCAAGCCUCCAACUCCAACUGAGUUUGAUUUUGAUGAAGAGCAAAUGCAAGCCACUCCGAAAAAUGCCUUCAUCAACAGACGCAGAACACCAGGAUCCUCAGCCCGCUCCUCUGUGAAAAGGGAAGCUCGGCUGGACAAAGUGCUGUCAGACAUGAAGCGGCACCGCAAGAUUGAGGAGCACAUCAUGCGCACGGGUCGAGAUCUCUUCCGGACCGAGAAGAAGCUGGAGGAGGCUCUGUCUCCAAACAGCCAGAAGGAGCGCGAGAAGGAGAGGGAACGAGACAGCAACCCCAACACCAUCUUUUCCCCGAGACAGAGGAGAUACUGAAGCAGUAAGAGAUGAGGACUUGCCCAGAGGCAAACGAGGCCAAGAGCUUUCAGAGGCUUUCUCAAAACUUGAAUUUUUUAAUGUAACGAGUUUUGUAUGUUUUCUAUAUGUGUUUUGUAUAUUGGCAAUAAACAUUAAAACCCAGAAAAUGUUAACUGAUCUGUAAUCAGUGUGGACAAGGGUGGAUUAUUUGGAUAAAAAUCCUCUGUAACAGCAUACGAUAGUGUGUAAAAUUACAAGUCAGGGACACAUUCAUCCAGGCAUGUUAUGGGACAUCAUCACAUUUAUGCAAAUUUGUAUUAAAAAAGCAAUAUUCUACAGUCCUGCUCAUCAAUGUAUAUUGCCCAUAAUGGCCAACUACCAGUGGUGGAAUGCAACUAAGUACAAAUUCAAUGCACUUGUACCAUUUUAUGCAAUUGUAGUACUUUUUACCCCACUAACAUUUGUCUGACAGCUUUAGUUACUAGUUGCUUUACGGAUAACAAUUUUUCAUCUACCUGUCCAGUGAAAUCCAUGUAUCUCCAAAUUUGGUGAUACUGAAUUGUUAC